Naegleria fowleri is the source of this 1029-nucleotide messenger RNA. RefSeq lists its product as uncharacterized. Bases 1 to 1029 code for a protein of 342 amino acids. The record is from RefSeq and is a predicted model, not a curated record. Lineage: Eukaryota; Heterolobosea; Eutetramitea; Acrasida; Naegleriidae. The transcript has a single exon.
AUGAACUCUCUCAACCCAUCCGUGGAUGGUACUCUUGAUGCAUCAUCAUCAACCUCGUCCAUUUCUUCAUCGUCACCACCACCCUCCUCUGAAAUUCCUCCUCCUCCCCCUCCGAUUCAACAAAAACAACCCAAUACCUUUCAAUUCAUGUUAAUGGGUGCUAUGGCUGGUCUUUUAUCGGAUGGAGUGGUUCAUCCCAUUGAUACCAUUCGAACCAAUACUAUUUUGAGAUCUUCUACUUUGACUCCACACAUUCCAAAAUUUCAAUACUCUCUACGUUCACUUUAUAGAGGAUUCUCUGUUGUUUCACUCUUUACCAUUCCUGCUCAUGCCUCUUAUUUUGUGUCCUAUGAGAAAUCUAAAGAAUAUUUAUCUCCUAUUUUGAAAAGUGAUAAUUUGACCUAUUUAUUAAGUGGAUUAAUUGCUGAUAUCUUCGGUGGAUUAUUUUGGUGUCCAAUGGAUGUUAUGAAACAAAGAUUUCAAUAUCAUCAACGAUUAACAUUUAAAGAUUUGUUUUCAAGUCCAAAUUCAUUGAAAAUUAUUUACAAGGGAUUUGGAACUUCCAUCGCUGUGUAUGGACCCUAUGUGUCACUCUAUUUCAUGUUGUAUGAGAAUUUGAAAAAGAUUCAUUUUUUAGAAAGAAUGUCAAUUAGCAAUGCUAACGUGAACACUACCAACACGAGUGAUAGUAGUAGGAGUAGUAAUAGUACUGCUAACAUGAACACCACCACCACCACAACAACAACCUUAUCACUCCCUCAUUAUAUCAUUUAUGCGAGUAUGGCUUCAACAGUGAGUGCCAUUGUGACCACACCACUCGAUGUGAUUAAAACCAAAGUACAAACACUCGACAUUUACAAAUCUCCAUUCGAUGUAUUGAGAAAUGAAUCACCACUUCAAAUUAGAAAUUGGCCAAUGUAUAUGAGUGGAUGGAAACCAAGAGCAUUGUGGAUGGCAAGUGGAACAGCACUCACCAUGGUGUUUUAUGAGCAAUUGAAAAAGAUGUUACAUGUUGUAGAAGAAGAGUAA